AUGUCAGGCAAUCCUCCCGACGACGACCCCAGUCGACGGGGCUAUCCGGAUCCCAAUCGCCCAUACCCCCCGUGGAAUGGUCAGGACGAGCAAGGGCACCCGCCUCCCGGUUAUCCCUACCCGCCGUCUUCCUAUCCCCCUCCCGAGCACGACCGCGCUUACUAUCCGCCGCCACCUUCGCAAUACCCGCCGCCUCCACACUACCCCCCGGGGUCUUCGCAAUACCCCCCGCCGUCCAGUAUGACUGCCGUUCACCCUCACGGAGCGCCUCCUUAUAUGGGCUACCGCCCCGAUCCAUACGGGCAACCUCAGGCACCUCAGGUCGUCUACCAAGCGGCGGCGCCGCGACAGCGAACAGCCAUUGCCUGCCGAUACUGCCGUCGACGCAAGAUCCGUUGCUCGGGCUUCGAAAACUCCACCGACGGACGCUGCACCAACUGCCAGCGCUUUAACCAGCAAUGUAUGUUUACUCCGGUCUCGUCGCAGGCGCAGGCCUUCGUCCCCGCGCACGCCGCCUACCCUCACCUGCGCGAUUCGCAAGGCCGGACACGCACCGACCCGAAUGUGCAGCUCUACGGCCCCCACGGACAGCCUCUCCCUCCACAGGCGCAUGAUGCGCAAACCACCCUGCCGCCGCCUCAAGGGAUGUACCCUCCGUUCGGCGCCCCCCCGCCCCCCCUUGCAGGUGGUAUGCCUGAUCCGCGCCAGCGUCGAGGCUCAGGCUCGGGCUAUGACUAUCCCGAUCCUAUGAAUCUGGCUCCCGUUACGCCCUCCAGUGCUACCCCCGGAUACCAAACGCAUACCGUUCCGAGCCCCUACUACCCCCAGCCACACGAUCGGCGCACCUCGCCGCAGGGCGGCUACCCCUACGAUGCGCGCCACUCAGCAUCGCCCCACAAUUCGCCAUUUGUGCCUUUGGCGCCCCCGUCCCAGGGCGGCGUGACCCCACCUCCCGCUCCAACCUCGACUCCCGGCGGCUCUCAGCGCGGUGGUCUGAACGUGCGCGACAUGUUGAACCCCGGAGACACUCGCGACUCGGGCGCCCGAUCCAGCACGGACAACGACAUGCUCGAUGCGCUGAACCGGCGCGGCCUGGACAAGAAGUAA
Penicillium cinerascens is the source of this 1107-nucleotide messenger RNA. RefSeq names its product Zn(II)2Cys6 transcription factor domain-containing protein. Lineage: Eukaryota; Fungi; Ascomycota; Eurotiomycetes; Eurotiales; Aspergillaceae. Gene Ontology annotation, biological process: positive regulation of transcription from RNA polymerase II promoter by galactose. Bases 1 to 1107 code for a protein of 368 amino acids. The record is from RefSeq and is a predicted model, not a curated record. The transcript is spliced from 4 exons. Gene Ontology annotation, cellular component: nucleus. Gene Ontology annotation, molecular function: DNA-binding transcription factor activity, RNA polymerase II-specific; RNA polymerase II cis-regulatory region sequence-specific DNA binding; zinc ion binding.